AUGACCCUAGGAGGCUGCUGCUGCGAGAUCAUGUCCUCCGAGAGCUCUCCGGCAGUGCUGUCCGAGGCCGAGGGGGACAUCGACGUGGUGGGCGGCGGGGGCGGAGGAGGAGGAGACCCGCUGCUCAGCGCCGCCGCCACCCCCCGGGACGCUUGCAAGUACGGGCCGGAGGAGGAGGAAGGGGAUGAGGAGGAGGAAGAGGAGGAAGGUGAGUCCUCGGACGGCGAACCUCGGCUCCUCCCGCCGCCCACCCCUCGGGGGGCCGGGCCCAAGGGGGGAGCAGAGCUCAGCCCUGGCGGGGAGCCCCCUGUGGCUCCCAGGGGGGCAGCGGCCGGCGGGGACAAGGGGCCGUCGGGGGCUGGCAAGAACCCGCUGGUGAAGCCUCCCUACUCGUACAUCGCGCUCAUCACCAUGGCCAUACUUCAGAGCCCCAAGAAGCGACUGACUCUGAGCGAGAUCUGCGAGUUCAUCAGUGGCCGCUUCCCUUACUACCGAGAGAAGUUCCCCGCUUGGCAGAACAGCAUUCGCCACAACCUCUCGCUCAACGACUGCUUCGUCAAGAUCCCCCGGGAGCCCGGCAACCCAGGCAAGGGCAACUACUGGACGCUGGACCCCGAGUCCGCCGACAUGUUUGACAACGGCAGCUUUCUGCGGCGGAGAAAGCGCUUCAAGCGGCAGCCGCUGCCGCCCACGCACACCCACGCGCACCAUCCGCACGCCCAUCCGCACCCGGAGCUGCUGCUGCGUGGAGGGGACCCUGGCGCCUUCCUCCCGGGCUUCGCUGCCUAUGGCGCCUAUGGCUACAGCUACGGGCUGCCACUGCCCGGGUACCACGCACACCACGCUGGCCCUCCGCAGCCUCCGCACCCACACCCAGCCCCGCACCCUGGUCACCCUGCCGCCUUCUCCUUCGCCGCCGCCGCUGCAGCCCCGUGCCCGCUGGCCGCACCCCCACCUGCACCUCCCCCGCCGCCGCCGCCGCCGCCCGUGCAGUCUCAGGCGGCCCCGGCCCCGGCCCCAGGCCCCCCGACGGCUGCCGCCUCGCUCUUCGCUGCGACUCCGGCCGGCCUGCCAUCCUUCCUGGGGGCCGAGUUGGGCUGCCGGAAGGCCUUCUAUCCCGCGCAGCUGAGCCCCCCGGCUGCGGGCACGGCGGCCAGCCUGCCUGCGGCGGCGGCGGCCGCGGCUCUGCUACACAGCCUGAAAGCGGACAGUGGGGGAGGAGGCGGGGGUUCAGGGUCUGGGGCCGGGCCCGGGCCUGGGGGGCGACCCUCAUUCUCCAUAGACCAUAUUAUCGGGGGCUCGGCGCCCCCGGCGGGCCCGGGUCCCGGAUCGGGCGGCGGAGGCAGCGCAGGAGGAACGAUAGCCGGGAGAGGGUCGCCUUCGUCUCCUUACGCUACUGCUCCGAGCGGGGGCCAAGCCCAGGUGCUGGCAGUGCUGCCGGCGCCCGCGCUGACGCCGGUACCGGCCCACAUCCGCCUCUCGCACCCCGGGGACGCGCUGUUGCAGUCGGGCCCUAACUUCGCCAGCAAGAUCCCUAGCCUGAGUGGCUGCCACUUCUGA
Trichosurus vulpecula (common brushtail) is the source of this 1560-nucleotide messenger RNA. RefSeq names its product forkhead box D2 (gene FOXD2). The coding region runs from base 1 to 1560 and encodes 519 amino acids. Lineage: Eukaryota; Metazoa; Chordata; Mammalia; Diprotodontia; Phalangeridae. Gene Ontology annotation, biological process: regulation of transcription by RNA polymerase II; anatomical structure morphogenesis; cell differentiation. The transcript has a single exon. Gene Ontology annotation, molecular function: RNA polymerase II cis-regulatory region sequence-specific DNA binding; DNA-binding transcription factor activity, RNA polymerase II-specific. The record is from RefSeq and is a predicted model, not a curated record.